This is a messenger RNA of Gavia stellata (red-throated loon), 11684 nucleotides long. RefSeq names its product mucin 2, oligomeric mucus/gel-forming (gene MUC2). The coding region runs from base 1 to 11481 and encodes 3826 amino acids. Gene Ontology annotation, molecular function: protein binding. Gene Ontology annotation, cellular component: extracellular matrix. The record is from RefSeq and is a predicted model, not a curated record. The transcript has 51 exons. Lineage: Eukaryota; Metazoa; Chordata; Aves; Gaviiformes; Gaviidae.
AUGGGGCUAAGAGUUGCCAGCCUUUUUAUGCUCUGGCUGGCUCUUUCCUAUGCAAAUGAAAUAAGAAAAGGAAGGAGAAGAAACCAUGGCCACUCUGUCUGCAGCACUUGGGGAAACAACCAUUUCAAAACUUUUGAUGGAGACAUCUACCAAUUCCCUGGCAUUUGCGAGUAUAAUUUUGCUUCUGACUGCCGAGACUCUUACAAGGAGUUCUCUGUCCACAUUCAGCGUGCUCUGAACAGCAAUAACCACCCUGUGAUCCAGUAUAUUCUGAUAACAGUCAAGGACUUUACGGUGUAUCUCAGACCAAAACUGGCCGUGGUGGAUGGGCGGAUUGUGAAGACACCUUACUACAGCUCUGGUGUGCUCAUUGAGAGCAAUGACAUUUACACCAAGGUUUAUGCCAAAUUAGGCCUGAUUCUGAUAUGGAAUCAGGAAGAUGCACUGAUGGUGGAGCUGGACAGCAAAUUUAAUAACCAUACAUGUGGUCUCUGUGGGGAUUACAAUGGACUUCCAAUCUACAAUGAGUUUAUCAAUGGAGUUACAAGCUACAACUCAAUUACGUAUGGGAAUUUACAGAAGAUCAGCAAACCCAAUGCCAAAUGUGAAGAUCCUGAUGAAACUCAGGCUCUUCCAAGCUGUAAUGGCCAUCGUCGUGAGUGUGAGAGGCUGCUGACUUCCUCUGCAUUUACUGAUUGUCGGUUACGUCUUAAUUUGGAAACGUACAUCCAAGCUUGCAUGCAGGACAAGUGUGCAUGUAAUGGAAAUGAGGACUCCUUCUGCCUCUGCAGUACCAUCUCUGAGUAUUCUCGCCAGUGUUCGCAUGCCGGUGGCCGGCCGGGUGAAUGGAGGACACAGUACUUUUGCCCCAAGACCUGUCCUGAUACCAUGAUCUAUAGAGAAAGUGGCUCACCCUGCAUGGAUACUUGCUCACACUUGCAGAUCAGCAGCCUUUGUGAGGAACACUACAUGGAUGGUUGCUUCUGCCCUGAAGGAACUGUGUAUGAUGAUAUUACUGGAAAAGGCUGCAUACCUGUUAGCCAGUGCCCCUGCAAACUCCAUGAAAAGGAGUAUUCACCUGGAGAAAGCAUUACCAAUGAAUGUGAAGAAUGCACCUGUGAUUCAGGCAGAUGGACGUGCAAAGAUUUACCCUGUCCAGGCACGUGUUCAGUGGAAGGAGGUUCCCAUAUUACCACUUUUGAUGGGAAGAAAUACACCUUCCAUGGAGACUGUUACUAUGUGUUGGCCAAGGGUACUGUAGAUGACAGUCAUGCUCUCCUGGCAGAGCUGGCUCCCUGUGGCUCCACAGACAGGCAGACCUGUUUGAAGUCUGUUGUGCUGUUAGUAGAUCACAAAAAAAAUGUGGUGGUUUUCAGAUCAGAUGGCAGUGUGUUACUGAAUGAGAUGACAGUGAAUGUACCUCAUGUUUCAGCCAGCUUCUCAGUAUUCAAGCCAUCGUCCUACUACCUUGUUGUACAAACUUCUUUUGGGCUUCAGCUACAGAUCCAGUUGUUUCCAGUCAUGCAGCUGUUUGUGACUGUGGAUCAGUCAGUUCAAGGAAAACUUCAAGGUCUUUGUGGAAACUUUAAUGGAAUGGAAGGUGAUGACUUUAAAGCAACCGGUGGGCUGGUAGAAGCUACAGGAUCUGCCUUUGCUAACACAUGGAAAGCUCAGUCCACCUGUAUGGACCAGGUAGAAAAGCUGGAAGACCCCUGCAGUCUCAGCAUCGAAAGUGCAAAUUAUGCUGAGCAUUGGUGUUCCUUGCUGAAAAACUCAGAGGGUCCUUUUGCAAGAUGUCACUUAAUCAUUGAUCCUUCAGAAUACUAUAAGAAAUGUAAAUAUGACACCUGCCUCUGCGAAGACAAUGAAGAGUGCUUGUGUGCUGCCCUGUCCUCUUACUCAAGAGCCUGUGCUUUCAAAGGGGUCAUACUGGGAGGCUGGAGAAAAAGUGUCUGCAGUAAGGAAGUGUCUACCUGCCCAGGAAAUCAAAUCUUCCUUUAUAAUCUUACAAUGUGCCAGCAAACCUGUCGUUCCCUUGCUGAUGGUGAAAAGCAUUGCUUGCAAGACUUUGCACCUGUGGAUGGCUGUGGCUGCCCAUAUAAUACAUACUUGGAUAACCAUGAUACCUGUGUGCCUAUCUCCAAGUGCCCAUGUUAUUACAAGGGGUCAUACCUGGAACCAGGGGAAUAUGUCACAAAAGAUGGAGAACGUUGUGUUUGCCGAAAUGCAAAGAUCCAGUGUACUUCAGUGAUGAUAAGAAUGAAAAGUGCAACAGAAUGUUCUUCUAACAAGACUUACUUCGACUGCAAUGCAUCCCCAGAGUGGACUUCGCAAACGCUUGUACAACUUAGCUGUCAUGCUCCUCAAGCUGAUCAUUUCCAAGCAGAGUGUGUCUCAGGCUGUGUGUGUCCUGAAGGUCUAUUUGAUGAUGGGAAAGGGGGCUGUGUUGAGAAGAAGGACUGCCCAUGCAUUCAUAACAACCAAUGGUAUGCUCCUGGACAGAAGAUAACAGUGGACUGCAACACCUGUACCUGCCAAGAAGGGGUUUGGAGCUGCACUGUAGAUGUGUGCUAUGGGACUUGUAUGAUAUAUGGAAGUGGCCAUUAUAUCACCUUUGAUGGAAAAUUCUAUGACUUUGAUGGGAAAUGUGAAUAUGUGGCUACUCAGGAUUUUUGUGGUGACAAAAAUUCCAGCGGCUCGUUCAGUAUCAUCACAGAGAAUGUCCCUUGUGGAACUACAGGAGUCACCUGUUCCAAGGCUGUUAAAAUGUUUCUAGGGAAAACUGAACUGAAAUUGGAGGACAAAGAUUUUAAAGAAAUUCAGCGAGAUAUUGGUGAUGAUGUGCAUUACUGGAACAGGACAGUAGGCCUCUACCUCGUUAUUGAGGCUAGCAAUGGUGUGAUGCUUAUCUGGGAUAAGAAGACUACUGUUUUCAUCAAGCUGACCCCUGAUUACAAAGGCAAAGUGUGUGGUCUGUGUGGCAACUUUGAUGACAAAUCUAACAAUGACUUUACAACCAGGAGUGGGCUGCAGGAGAGUAAUGCUCUGAAGUUUGGGAAUUCCUGGAAACAGUCUCCCAUGUGCCCAGAUGUCACAGAAGAGAUUAAGCCCUGUGAUGUGAAACCACAUCGGAAGUCCUGGGCAGAGAAAGAAUGCAGCAUCAUCCGGAGUGAAGUCUUUCAAAUUUGUCACUCCAAGGUGGACCCGAUUCCUUUCUAUGAAGCUUGUGUUCAUGAUGCCUGCUCUUGUGACAGUGGUGGAGAUUGUGAGUGCUUCUGUUCUGCAGUUGCUGCGUAUGCUCAAGAAUGUACCAAGGCUCAGGCCUGUGUCUUCUGGAGAACUCCUGAUAUAUGCCCGAUAUUUUGUGACUACUACAACCCUCGUAAUGAGUGUGAGUGGCACUAUGAGCCUUGUGGCAGUAAUAUCAUGACCUGCAGGAUGAUUAAUAAUGUCAGCACCAACUUCUCAGUACCAUACCUGGAAGGUUGCUAUCCCAGAUGCCCUACGGACAAGCCUAUUUAUAAUGAAGAAACAAAGGAAUGUGUGCCUGAAGAUCAAUGUUGGUGUUAUGUCAAUGGAACUCAUUUUCCCCCUGGAAAUGAAAUACCCACAGAAGAGAACUGUACAAAAUGUAUCUGUGGCCCCUCGGGAUCCAUAGAGUGUACACCAGUCCCAGGGUGUCCUUGUGUCAUCAAUGGAACGAGUUACGAAGUGGGUGAAACUGUGGCACAAAUACAGGAUGGCAACAUAUGUAUAACAUACAUUUGUACAGAAAACGGUUCUAUAGGUGUUGACAAAGUUUAUCCUUGUCCGACAUCUGCUGUACCUACCAUCAUUUCAACCUCUUUUCCUACCAGUACUCUUACCACCACAGUUACCACUACAAGCCCUCCAGUAACUACAACUCCAUGCUUUGGAUUAAUCUGUGAUUGGACUGAGUGGUUUGAUGUUAGUAAACCUGAAGAAGGUGGCGGUGACUAUGAAACCUAUGAUGCAAUAAGAAAAGUACAUGGAAAAAAAAUAUGUGAAGCUCCUGAAAAAAUUGAAUGCAGGGCUACAGAGAAACCCCAUCUGAGCUUAGAGGAACUUGGCCAGAAAGUAGAAUGUAAUGUUACCUAUGGCCUAAUCUGUAAAAAUGAGGAGCAAGACCCAACUAUGUGGCCACUUUGCUAUAAUUAUGAAAUCAGAGUAAACUGUUGUGAGUGGAGUGAAAUUUGUGAGACUACAAGUGCACCGAGUCCAACACCAACUGCAACUUCAACCACCACCAGCACAACAAUACCCAUCACGACUACAACCAGGCAGCCAACAGCAAUUACCACCACGCCCAUACCCACCCCAACCAUCACAAGCGAAUUCACACCAUCAGUCACCACCCCCGUAACUUCAACCUCUCCAGCCCCACCUUCAUCCACAACGACCACAGUGUCCCCUCCACCCAUAUUGACAACGACUCCCACGACAACGCCAUCGGAGCCUCACAGCAGCACUGCCACCACCACAUCCAUGUCCACGCCAACAUACACCACCACCCCACCUGGAGCGUGUGACUGCAUCUGGACGGACUGGAUUGAUGUGAGUUACCCAGAUAGUUCUGACAGAAACAGUGGUGACUACGAAACCUUUGAGAAUAUUUGGAAGAAUGACUCCUCCUGGGUCUGUGCGAAAGCUGAGAAUAUUUCAUGCAGAGCAGUGCAUUUCCCUGACACUCCCAUUGCAGAUUUGGGGCAGAAGGUGCAAUGCGAUGUUAACACAGGGCUCAUCUGUAACAAUAGUGAUCAGCACAUAGGAGGCAUAAUACCGAUGCCAGUCUGCCUCAAUUACGAGAUCAGUAUUUGCUGCGUCCCCAACAUACCAGAGUGUAUUCCAAGUACCCCCGUGAGCACCCCAACAGCCCCACCAUUGUCCACAACGAGCACAGUGCCCUCUCCACCUGUAUCGACAACCACUCCCAUGACAACGCCAUCGGAGCCUCACAGCAGCACUGCCACCACCACCACCACAAUACACUCCAGCAGCAGCAGCCCGGGGACAACGCUGACUGUUCCUGUCACAUCAACACCCACCACAUCUACUGCAACCACAUCCAUGUCCACGCCAACAUACACCACCACCCCAACUGGAGAGGGUACAACACCUGAAAUGGAAACACCGACAAUGACGAGUACUAGAGUUACUACUUCAGCUAGUCCACUACCAACAACUAGAACGACAGAAACCGAAAGUACAGUGUCCACCAUAGGCACAACUAUUCUAGAGUCAACUCCAACGGUAUCAACAAGCCCACUGACAGUCACCACCUCUGGAGUCACUGAAACAGGAUCGACCACCACAUCCACCACUUUGGGCCCCACAUCCUCACCACCCACUCCCCACAGCACCACAAUAGUAACGGUAACAGGUAGCCACGAAACCACUACCACCGGGACUGGGAGCCCUCCGACAGGAUCACAUACCACCACAACCUCACGACCAUCCACCCCAGAGCCUACAGUCAGCACUACUGCAUCACCACCAUCGCCGCCAACAAGCCCACUGACAGCCACCACCUCUGGAGUCACUGAAACAGGAUCGACCACCACAUCCACCACUUUGGGCCCCACAUCCUCACCACCCACUCCCCACAGCACCACAAUAGUAACGGUAACAGGUAGCCACGAAACCACUACCACCGGGACUGGGAGCCCUCCGACGGGAUCACAUACCACCGCCGUCAGCACCACAACCUUACGACCAUCAACGCCAGAGCCUACAGUCAGCACUACGGUAUCACCACCAUCACCAUCAACAAGCCCACUCACCACCUCUGGAGUCACUGAAACAGGAUCGACCACCACAUCCACCACUUUGGGCCCCACAUCCUCACCACCCACUCCCCACAGCACCACAAUCGUAACGGUAACAGGUAGCCACGAAACCACUACCACCGGGACUGGGAGCCCUCCGACAGGAUCACAUACCACCACCUUCAGCACCACAACCUCACGACCAUCAACGCCAGAGCCUACAGUCAGCACUACUGUAUCACCACCAUCGCCGCCAACAAGCCCCCUGACAGCCACCACCUCUGGAGUCACUGAAACAGGAUCGACCACCACAUCCACCACUUUGGGCCCCACAUCCUCACCACCCACUCCCCACAGCACCACAAUCGUAACGGUAACAGGUAGCCACGAAACCACUACCACCGGGACUGGGAGCCCUCCGACGGGAUCACAUACCACCGCCGUCAGCACCACAACCUUACGACCAUCAACGCCAGAGCCUACAGUCAGCACUACUGUAUCACCACCAUCACCAUCAACAAGCCCACUCACCACCUCUGGAGUCACUGAAACAGGAUCGACCACCACAUCCACCACUUUGGGCCCCACAUCCUCACCACCCACUCCCCACAGCACCACAAUAGUAACGGUAACAGGUAGCCACGAAACCACUACCACUGGGACUGGGAGCCCUCCGACAGGAUCACAUACCACCACCAUCAGCACCACAACCUCACGACCAUCCACCCCAGAGCCUACAGUCAGCACUACUGUGUCACCACCAUCGCCGCCAACAAGCCCCCUGACAGCCACCACCUCUGGAGUCACUGAAACAGGAUCGACCACCACAUCCACCACUUUGGGCCCCACAUCCUCACCACCCACUCCCCACAGCACCACAAUCGUAACGGUAACAGGUAGCCACGAAACCACUACCACCGGGACUGGGAGCCCUCCGACAGGAUCACAUACCACCACCAUCAGCACCACAACCUCACGACCAUCCACCCCAGAGCCUACAGUCAGCACUACUGUGUCACCACCAUCGCCGCCAACAAGCCCCCUGACAGCCACCACCUCUGGAGUCACUGAAACAGGAUCGACCACCACAUCCACCACUUUGGGCCCCACAUCCUCACCACCCACUCCCCACAGCACCACAAUCGUAACGGUAACAGGUAGCCACGAAACCACUACCACCGGGACUGGGAGCCCUCCGACAGGAUCACAUACCACCACCAUCAGCACCACAACCUCACGACCAUCCACCCCAGAGCCUACAGUCAGCACUACUGUGUCACCACCAUCGCCGCCAACAAGCCCCCUGACAGCCACCACCUCUGGAGUCACUGAAACAGGAUCGACCACCACAUCCACCACUUUGGGCCCCACAUCCUCACCACCCACUCCCCACAGCACCACAAUCGUAACGGUAACAGGUAGCCACGAAACCACUACCACCGGGACUGGGAGCCCUCCGACAGGAUCACAUACCACCACCAUCAGCACCACAACCUCACAACCAUCAACGCCAGAGCCUACAGUCAGCACUACUGUAUCACCACCAUCGCCGCCAACAAGCCCACCGACAGCCACCACCUCUGGAGUCACUGAAACAGGAUCGACCACCACAUCCACCACUUUGGGCCCCACAUCCUCACCACCCACUCCCCACAGCACCACAAUCGUAACGGUAACAGGUAGCCACGAAACCACUACCACCGGGACUGGGAGCCCUCCGACGGGAUCACAUACCACCACCAUCAGCACCACAACCUCACGACCAUCAACGCCAGAGCCUACAGUCAGCACUACUGUAUCACCACCAUCGCCGCCAACAAGCCCCCUGACAGCCACCACCUCUGGAGUCACUGAAACAGGAUCGACCACCACAUCCACCACUUUGGGCCCCACAUCCUCACCACCCACUCCCCACAGCACCACAAUCGUAACGGUAACAGGUAGCCACGAAACCACUACCACCGGGACUGGGAGCCCUCCGACGGGAUCACAUACCACCGCCGUCAGCACCACAACCUUACGACCAUCAACGCCAGAGCCUACAGUCAGCACUACUGUAUCACCACCAUCACCAUCAACAAGCCCACUCACCACCUCUGGAGUCACUGAAACAGGAUCGACCACCACAUCCACCACUUUGGGCCCCACAUCCUCACCACCCACUCCCCACGGCACCACAAUAGUAACUGUAACAGGUAGCCACGAAACCACUACCACCGGGACUGGGAGCCCUCCGACAGGAUCACAUACCACCACCUUCAGCACCACAACCUCACGACCAUCAACGCCAGAGCCUACAGUCAGCACUACUGUAUCACCACCAUCGCCGCCAACAAGCCCCCUGACAGCCACCACCUCUGGAGUCACUGAAACAGGAUCGACCACCACAUCCACCACUUUGGGCCCCACAUCCUCACCACCCACUCCCCACAGCACCACAAUCGUAACGGUAACAGGUAGCCACGAAACCACUACCACCGGGACUGGGAGCCCUCCGACAGGAUCACAUACCACCACCGUCAGCACCACAACCUCACGACCAUCAACCCCAGAGCCUACAGUCAGCACUACUGUGUCACCACCAUCGCCGCCAACAAGCCCCCUGACAGCCACCACCUCUGGAGUCACUGAAACAGGAUCGACCACCACAUCCACCACUUUGGGCCCCACAUCCUCACCACCCACUCCCCACAGCACCACAAUCGUAACGGUAACAGGUAGCCACGAAACCACUACCACCGGGACUGGGAGCCCUCCGACAGGAUCACAUACCACCACCUUCAGCACCACAACCUCACGACCAUCAACGCCAGAGCCUACAGUCAGCACUACUGCAUCACCACCAUCACCAUCAACAAGCCCACUCACCACCUCUGGAGUCACUGAAACAGGAUCGACCACCACAUCCACCACUUUGGGCCCCACAUCCUCACCACCCACUCCCCACAGCACCACGACAGUAACGGAAACUAGUAGCCCAAGAACAACCUCUGCAACUCACACUCCUCUGACAAGGUCAACUACCAUCACCACCACGACGACUUUUGGACCAUCCUCCCUAGAGUCUUCUGCUAGCACUACUGUAUCUCCAACAUCAGUAUCAACCAGCCCCAUGUCAGUCACCACCUCUGGUACAACUCCAACAGAAUCUUUUACCAUGACUUCAGAAACAACCUCUAGUAGUUUUAGCACAAUCACUGCAACGACCACCACCUCCGAAAUAGUUUCCCCUGCCUCAACUAGUACUUCUGGCCCAUCAGCAACAUCAAGUGCAGUCACCAUUCCAGGAAGUUCUACGUACAGUACAGUUACUCCACUCAGUGCUUCAAGUUCAACUACAAGUCCACCACCAACCACUCCUGGAAGAAAUUGUUCUAUUUUACCUAAUGAAUCUUAUGCGCCAGGUGAGUCCUGGUGGCUCUGUAACUGCACUAAGGCAAUAUGUAUAGAAGACAAUAUAGUCCAGGUGAUUCCUAUAAUCUGUAAUCCACCUCCUAAACCUGCUUGUGCCAAUGGCCUUUCUCCUGUGCCAGUCAUUGAUGAGGAUGGAUGCUGUUGGCACUGGGAGUGUGAUUGUUACUGCACUGGCUGGGGAGACCCACAUUACAUGACUUUUGAUGGACUGUACUACAGCUAUCAAGGGAAUUGCACAUACGUCCUUGUGGAAGAGAUUCAUAAGACAGUUGACAACUUUGGUGUCUACAUUGAUAACUACCAUUGUGAUACACGGGAUGUAGUCUCCUGUCCUCGAACGCUCAUUGUGAGACACGAGACUCAGGAAGUGCGCAUGGCAACAGUCAAACCAAAUACUCUACAAGUAGAGGUGACAGUAAACAAACAGGCAGUGUCUUUGCCUUAUAAAAAAUUUGGCUUGAGCAUCUAUGAGUCAGGCAUAAAUCGCGUAGUGGAAAUUCCUGAACUAAAAAUAAAUGUGACCUACAAUGGCUUGUCCUUUUCUAUCAGAAUGCCCUACAGCCAGUUUGCCAACAACACUCAGGGACAGUGUGGUACUUGCAAUAACAACACAGCAGAUGACUGCAUGUUGCCAAAUGGAAACAUUGCAGAAAACUGUGAAACAAUGGCAGAUCACUGGCAAGUUGUUGAUCCCUCCAAACCACAGUGCUCUUCAGGCCUAAUUCCUACAAAAACACCUAGCACAACCCCAAAGCAGCCUUGCAAAGAAUCUUCCAUCUGCAAGCUUCUUUUGGGAAGUGUGUUCGAGCCAUGCCAUGGCUUUGUCCGGCCUGAAAAGUACUAUGCAGCCUGCGUUUUUGAUAGUUGUGCACUUCCCAACUUAGACCUGGAAUGCUCAAGUCUGCAGAUCUAUGCUGCCACCUGUGCUGACCAAAGUGUAUGCAUUGACUGGAGAAGUCAUACCAAUGGUGUUUGCUCUUAUAAAUGCCCCUCAAAUAAAGAAUACAGAGCAUGUGGUCCUAUUAAAGAGAUAACCUGCAAAUCAAGUCAACAAAAUGAAACUUCAACUAAACAAGUGGAAGGCUGUUUCUGUCCUAAUGGAACAAUGCUGUAUGACUCGGGUGUGGAUGUCUGUGUGAAAACCUGUGGCUGUGUUGGAGUGGAUAAGAUACCAAGAGAGUUUGGGGAAAAGUUUACAGUAGACUGUCAGGACUGUAUUUGCUUGGAAGGUGAAAAUGGCAUUGUAUGUGGGCCUCAUGAAUGUCCCAAACAAAAUAAGAUGAGUUGUGAUGGAGAAGGCUUCUAUGAAGUCAAUGAAGUAAAUUCUGAAGACCCCUGCUGCCCCAUUGUCACCUGCAAAUGCAAUACAAGCUUGUGCACAGCUAAAGCCCGCAAGUGUACACUGGGAUUUGAAGUUCAUUCUUAUAUUCCCAGUGGUCAGUGCUGUCCUGUGUACGAGUGUGUUCCCAAGAGGGUUUGUGUACAUGAGAAUGCAGAGUUCUUGCCUAAUUCCUCAGUCUUUGUUGAUAAGUGUCAGAAUUGUUUCUGCACUAAUGAAGUUAACGUCAGCACUCAACUGAAUAUCAUCUCCUGUGAACAUAUUCCAUGCAACACAUAUUGUGAACCAGGAUAUGAACGUCAACCAGUGAAAGGUGAAUGUUGUGGAAGAUGUGUGCAGACUAAGUGUGUUAUACAUACAGCAAGCAAUUCUGACCUCAUCUUGGCUCCUGGAGAGUUUAAAAAUGAUCCUCAUGACAACUGCACCAUUUAUAGCUGUGUAAAUAUACACAACCAGCUUAUCUCUUCCACAUCUGAGAUUACCUGCCCAGCAUUCAAUGAGGAGAGCUGCAAACCUGGAACUAUUACAUUCUUACCUAAUGGUUGUUGCAAAACCUGUGCACCUCUGGAUAGUUCCACACCGUGCUCUGUCCGUCAAAGAAAAGACUUCAUCGUCUAUAAGGGCUGCCGUUCUGAGGACAGAGUUGUCAUGACUGAAUGUGAAGGAACAUGUGGAACCUUCUCACUAUACUCUGCUGAGGCCAAUUCUAUGGAGCACAGCUGUUCCUGCUGCAGGGAAUCAAGGACUACUGUGAGGCAUGUGGAACUGAAAUGCCCCACUGGGCAUUCACUUUUACAUAAGUAUGUGUAUGUGGAAAGCUGCAGCUGUCAAGACACUGAAUGCAGCAUCUCACAAUCCGGUGAGUCAAAGAGCAGAGAAGAAAAAGACAAGGCGCACAUUCUGAACCGUAUCAAGAGGGCCAUCAGCCUAACAUCAAAAUGAAGAGAAAAAAACCUAGCAGCAUUCAACUAAAAGGACUUUGCACCACUUUCAUCUUCCUUGACUACUUUUGAACUUUGCUUUUCCCAGUUACUGUAUCCUGUUCGCUCUCUAGUUAUUUUUAACAGUGCUUUAUUUAUCUGUGCACAAAAUAAGAACACAAAUCUGUGUUCUUUCAAGUGCACAGCCUUUUGGGUCCUGUUAUA